Schistocerca cancellata (South American locust) is the source of this 2292-nucleotide messenger RNA. Its product is annotated as odorant receptor Or2-like. Gene Ontology annotation, cellular component: plasma membrane. The coding region runs from base 1 to 1437 and encodes 478 amino acids. Lineage: Eukaryota; Metazoa; Arthropoda; Insecta; Orthoptera; Acrididae. Gene Ontology annotation, molecular function: odorant binding; olfactory receptor activity. The record is from RefSeq and is a predicted model, not a curated record. The transcript is spliced from 7 exons. Gene Ontology annotation, biological process: detection of chemical stimulus involved in sensory perception of smell; sensory perception of smell.
AUGGAGCUGGUGCGCCUGCUGCUGCGCCUGCUGCACUGGAGCGGCGCCCUGCGACACCCCUCCCCGGCCGCCGGCUGCUACCCGCUCUACUCGGCCGCCCUGCUCGGCCUCACCGCCUGCUUCGUCGCCACACAGGUGGUGUGCUGGUGUGUGGUGCUGUGCCGGCAGGUGGUGUGCUGGUGUGUGGUGCUGUGCCGGCAGGUGGUGUGCUGGUGUAUGGGGCUGUGCCAGCAGGUGGUGUGCUGGUGUGUGGUGCUGUGCCGGCAGGUGGUGUGCUGGUGUGUGGUGCUGUGCCGGCAGGUGGUGUGCUGGUGUGUGGUGCUGUGCCGGCAGGUGGUGUGCUGGUGUGUGGUGCUGUGCCGGCAGGUGGUGUGCUGGUGUGUGGUGCUGUGCCGGCAGGUGGCGGCGGUGGUCGACAGGCAGGCGGGCGCCGACCUGGACCAGGCGACGCUGGCGCUCUGCGUCGCCUCCACCAUGUGCGUCGCCAUCUGCAAGGUCCUCAACAUCCUGCGCUCCGAGCAGCUGUUCCUCAGGCUGGCGCACGAGGUGACGACGCAGCCGGACGGCCUCUCCGCCUGGGAGCGCGCGGCGUGGGUGGCGUCGGCGCGCCGCGUGCGGCGCCUGUCGGCGGUGUACGGCGCGCUGGCCGCCUCCAUGGCCGUCACGUGGCCGGCGGCGCCGCUGGUGGCGCGCGGGGGCGGCGGGGCGCUGCCGUUCGUGGCGCGCUUCCCCUUCGACGUGGGCGCGCCCGCCGGCUACGCGGCCGCCUUCGCCUUCCAGCUGGUCGUCGUCGGCGUGGUGGCCGUCGUCGUGCCCUGCAGCGACCUGUUCACCGUCGCCUGCGUCCAGCGCCUCGGCACGCUGCUGCGCAUCCUGGAGCGCCGCGUCGAGCGCCUCGGAGCCGCGGCCAGUGGAGGGCCGCGCCCCACCCCCGCCACGGGACGCGCCGUCGCCGGCGCCGACCCCCUGCACCGGGCGCUGCGCGACUGCGUCUCGCUCCACCAGCGCAUCAUCAGCGAGGCGGAGUGCCUCAACCAGGCCGUCGGCGGGGCGCUGCUGCCGCAGGUCGUCGCCUCGGCGGCGGGCAUCUGUUUCCUGCUCUUCCAGGUGGCCAAGAAAACCUCGUUCCAUGUGGUGGAGACAGGCAAGCUGCUAGGCUACCUGACGUUCAUGCUGUCGCAGCUGCUCUUCUACUGCUGGUUCGGUGACGACAUGCUUUCCAAGAGCGAGCGCGUCGCGCUGGCGGCCUACCGCUGCGCCUGGCCGGGCGCGCCGCCGCACUUCCAGCGCGCGCUGCUCCUCGUCUCCAUGCGGGCCCGGAAGCCGCUCACGCUGCGCGCCGGCAAGUUCUUCGUCUUCUCCAGGCAGGCCUUCGUCCAGGUGAUGAACGUAUCCUACUCGUACUUCACUGUGCUGCGCAGCCUCUCGGAGGCCUGAGUGGCCGCCCAGCACCGGUUGCAGCCACGGCUCGCAGCCCAUCACGAACAGCACGACCUCGCUGCGCUUCACCCCUGUCUGCUGCUGUCUCACCCGAGAACGCGUCACAAAUACUUCACAAGCAAAGACACAGAAAUUACUAACGGAUUUUCUACUCUAACCGUGCGAUAUUUUCACAAUUUUCCCACCAAAAUAGGUUCUCAAGGUGUUACAGAUGCCUCAAGCAGGACUGUUUAACUUACAAAGAUUUCUCAUGUAUAUUUCAUUACGUUUUCGCCGUAUUACGAUUUCUGUUAUCGUCGUACGCAACUUCACGUAACUGAAAAAUAUUUCGCUUCAAGUGAUGAAAUACAAGUCAAAGGAUCAAACAGAAGUGUUCCAUUCGUUAUGGUUUUGAAAACUGUAGAUGUCAGUGGAAAAUAAAAUUAUGAAAUUACAGCUUCAUUUCCCUACGAUCAGUCAGUAAGAAAACAUCAGAACCUGGAAAAUAAUUUGCAAUUUUUUCACGAAACUGAAUUCCAGUUUCAUGCAGAAAAUUACUGGAGGAAUAUUCUUUAUGUUAAAUCAUUUUUGGAGUCCAACAUAUGAGGAAAACUUCCCACCAAGCCGUAGAAUGCACACAAUUACUAAAAGACAUUCAUCCGAAUUCGUCCGUACUAUAUUCUCUCUGCUCAAUAUGCCAAGCGAAAUUCAAUUUCUUUAAAAAAAAUCGUCUCUAGGUCUAUUAAUUUCUAAUGAGCCAUUGCAAAAAGAAAGAAAUAAAACAUUGUUAAGGCGUUAUAGACUAAGUACAACGUUGCAUUCAGUGGAAUAAAACUUGGUGGAAGAAGGCAAAUAAGGUAAAUUCUGCAUUGA